AGGGCAAAGAUUCACGACCCAACGACAAGUAACACGCGAAUACUCCCUUAAUCCCAAACGCUACACUACGACGACCAUGGUAUCGAUCGCAUUGACGCUGGUGGGGCUGCUGUUGUCCACCAAUUUGGAGAGUGUGAGAGCCGGCCCGUCGCAGUCGAGUCGCCGUGUUGCUCGUCAUCGUCAGCAGACGACUGAGCCAGCCACCGCAUGGGUGUCAUUGCCAUCUGUAUUUGGAAGCGUGCAAGGGAGCUCAAAGCGAGCAACGGCAAAGCAAGAGCUUUUAGACGCCAUCGUACCGCUGAAACGCGGGCUGACGGCGAGCGACGAAGACAAGGCGGUUGUGGAGAAGCUGGCACAAAAAGUGGAGAAACUCAACCCAAACCCCAAAUCUCUAUCGUCUCCAUUGGUUAACGGGCGGUGGGAGCUGGUGUACACCACGUCGAUGAGCAUUCUCUCGAAAAAGAACCCGGUCAUGCGGCCCAGCGGCCCAAUUUAUCAGGAUAUCGACGCGCCGGGGCUCCGAGCGCUUAACGCGCAGUACAUCCAGCCUAUCCCCUUCUUGAAGAUGCCCUACCAGGUGAGUGCGGAGCUCACACCGACGACCUCGAGCGCGACAGACGUCCAGUUCAAGGAGUUUACCGUUGGCCCCCUCAAGAUCAAGGCCCCUGAGAGGGCUCAGAGCGCAAUCGACAUCACCUACGUAGACGACGAAGUAAGGGUCACCAGAGGCAGUAAGGGUAACCUUUUCGUGUUGGUCAGGGCUGCUGGGAUGGAAACGGGAUUCCGUUAA
Ectocarpus siliculosus is the source of this 790-nucleotide messenger RNA. The record is from the annotation of a GenBank genome assembly. NCBI's taxonomy places the organism in Eukaryota, Phaeophyceae, Ectocarpales, Ectocarpaceae.